CUUUUCAGAAGGUAUCGAGAAAAAGCUUUAAUACAGUGCAUUAAUGAUUUUUGACACCCAGUGCAUGCCAAUAGUAACGUUAGCCAUGAAAACAUAUUAUAUAUUGAACGAGUCGAUUACAUAUCGGAUUAAAUGGGACUAAUUCCAAUGCAAUAAAUCCCCAAGACGUAUUUGAGAGUUCCCAGCUCACUAUCGCAGCUGUACGGAAAGAGGCUGUGGAUCGUACGUCUGUUCUUCGCAACUUGGAAACGACAAGGUGGCGGUUUCGUGCGCUUUCCCCCGUCUACUACACUCUUUCGGGUCCGCGUUAUUACACCUCAGCGCUGACAGACGGAGCACCGGAGAUUUAAAGUAGGUGAGAGGACCGCAAGGAGAGGGAACAGAACCUAAACGAAGAGAGAAGUCCCCAUCAGUUCCCCCCAUUUAAAGCUGUUUACUAAAGGACCAUCACGCAGGUCAAUGGAUACCCUCUCCUCCCAGCGGUCCCACUCUUAGCAGCCCGUGCCAGCACUGAUGUUCCUGGGCCAUCGUCGUCACCUGCUGUGGUUUGGCACUCCGUCCCUAUGUAGCUGCUCGUGUCUACUGUUCUCCACUUGCCGCCCGUUGCCAGCGGGGCGUUCAUGAGGUGCAGCACCGAGCCAGACCACACCGGAUAGAGUUUCACAGACGACUGGAGAAUGGACAGGUUGAUUUUCUCCCUUUUGGUGCUCGCCGUUUCGGUGAGGGGGCAGCUCUGUCCCAAACGCUGCAUGUGCCAGAACCUCUCGCCCUCCCUCGCCAUCCUCUGUGCCAAGACGGGCUUGCUCUUCGUGCCCACGGUCAUCGACCGCCGGACCGUGGAGCUGCGGCUGACGGAGAACUUCAUCACGGUGGUGAGGAGGAAGGACUUUGCCAACAUGACCAGCCUCUUGCACUUGACCCUGUCACGCAACACCAUAAGCCAGAUUAUGCCUUACACCUUCGCGGACCUCAACCGUCUCCGGGCCCUGCACCUCGACAGCAAUCGGCUCACGGUGGUGACUGACGACCACUUCCGGGGGCUGACCAACCUCCGGCACUUGAUCCUCAGCAACAACCAGCUGCACGACAUCUCCCCCCGGGCCUUUGAUGACUUUCUGGGGACGCUGGAGGACCUGGACCUGUCUUACAAUAACUUAGUUAACAUCCCCUGGGAGACAAUAGCCAGGCUCACCAAUGUCAACACCCUCAAUAUGGACCACAACUUGAUAGAGCACGUUCCGCUUGGGAUUUUUGCCAACUUGCACAAGCUCGCCCGCUUGGACAUGACCUCUAACAAGCUCAAGAAGAUCCCCCCUGACCCUCUUUUCCUUAGGAUCCCAGUCUACGCCAAGUCAAAGGGUUCGCCCCUGUCCUCGCUCGUCCUCAGUUUCGGGGGGAACCCGCUGCACUGCAACUGCGAGCUGCUCUGGCUACGCCGGCUCACCAGAGAAGACGACCUGGAGACGUGCGCCUCGCCACCCGACCUGACCGCCAAGUACUUCUGGACCAUCCCGGAGGAGGAGUUCAUCUGCGACCCUCCUGUCAUGACCAGGAAGUCCCCGAAGACCUUCGCCAUGGAGGGGCAGCCGGUGAGCUUGAAGUGCAAGGCCAACGGCGACCCCGACCCGGACAUACACUGGAUCUCCCCCGAGGGGCGUCUGAUCUCCAACACGUCCCGCAUGGUCACCUUCAGCAACGGGAGCUUGGAGAUCAACAUCACCUCGCUCAAGGACACGGGCACCUUUACCUGCAUCGCCUCGAACGCGGCCGGGGAGUCCACUGGCACCGUGGAGCUGGUGGUGAACCCGCUACCCCACCUGGCCAACAGCACCAACAGGGUCCGGGAGCCCGAGCCAGGACCGUCGGACAUACUAACAUCCGCCAAGUCCACCUCCACGUCGGGAAAUGAAACUAAGUCUCAGGACCGGAAAGUGGUGUUGGCUGAGCUGACGGUCAACUCGGCGCUCAUCAAGUGGCCCUCACAGAGGCAUGUUCCUGGGAUCAGGAUGUACCAGGUUCAGUACAACAGCUCUUCGGACGACACCCUCGUCUACAGGAUGAUUCCUUCCACAAGCCAAGACUUCCUCGUGAAGGACCUGGUCUCGGGACGGGAGUACGACCUGUGCGUGCUGGCAGUCUAUGAUGACGGGAUCACCUCCCUUACCGCCACCCGGCAGGUGGGCUGCGUCCAGUUUAUCACUGAGACGGAGUACAGCCAGUGCCAGUCCCUCCACAGCCAGUUCCUGGGCGGCACCAUGAUCAUCAUCAUCGGGGGCAUCAUCGUGGCGUCCGUACUCGUCUUCAUCAUCAUCCUCAUGAUCCGCUACAAGGUCUACAGCCACCAGGGAGGGGACCCAGGCAAGGCUUCCAUCUCCAACGUCCGCUCCCAAACCAACGGCGGGCAGACAGGGCAGGUCACCAGGUCCGCCUCCAAGGGGGCGGAGAGCCAGGAGGACCAGCCCUUGGGCUGCUCUGGAGUGGGGGUUGGGGGCGUGAGUACGGGGGCCGCCCCAACCACCACCAUCAAGGACACCAACACCAUGACCUUGGUGGUGGAUUGUGAGAAGGCCAUGCAGAUCUCGGAGAUGACCGCCGAGGACAUUCUGUCACCCACACAGAGGCAGCAAUCCAGGACUUGCAUAGAGCUCAAAAGACGACCGUCACUGACCGCUAAGGACGCAAAGAGUGGAGAGGUAUUAGGAGACACUCAAACGCCUCUGGUUGGGGACGAGAAGAAGGUUCAUCGGGACUGGAGUGAUUUUAAAAUUUGAUGACUCCCUCCACACCACCACAAGAAGCAGCCAUCGCUCUGAAGAAACAUUCCAGGUCCGAUGGAAUCGUGGAGGUGACUAAGUUGGGACCAUUUUAACCAUUCCCGCUAGACUACCCCCCCCC
Megalops cyprinoides (Indo-Pacific tarpon) is the source of this 2895-nucleotide messenger RNA. Its product is annotated as leucine-rich repeat and fibronectin type III domain-containing protein 1-like protein. Gene Ontology annotation, molecular function: protein binding. Lineage: Eukaryota; Metazoa; Chordata; Actinopteri; Elopiformes; Megalopidae. The coding region runs from base 678 to 2771 and encodes 697 amino acids. The record is from RefSeq and is a predicted model, not a curated record. The transcript has 6 exons.